Cuscuta epithymum is the source of this 395-nucleotide messenger RNA. Lineage: Eukaryota; Viridiplantae; Streptophyta; Magnoliopsida; Solanales; Convolvulaceae. The record is from the annotation of a GenBank genome assembly.
GCAUUAGCAGAGUCUUCGUACGACACCCACCACCUACAACGACAGCGUCCACCAUUGCAACGAAAUUAUCUAGCUCUUCAACAAUGACCAUUCAUAUUCGUAUUAGGAUUGUCCUGAGCUUAGGAUACUUCAAAAUCAGUCAAAGGAUCAAAGAAUGGAUCUCAAAGACCAAAGGAUGUGCAAAGGAACAAGAUCAAACAAAGGAUUUGGUAUUGACUGCAUGUACAUGUCAAAAUAAAAUCCAGAGAACAAAGGAUCGUGCAGUGGCUGCAAAAUAUUUGAAGAUUUGGUCUCAUACUCGAUCAGGUAGACUGACAUACCCGGUCGGGUAUGUGUGCGUUUUUAAUCUUACAAGAUAACUGCGUUUUAAACCUUUUCCUUCACAUUUAAUUCAC